Pristis pectinata (smalltooth sawfish) is the source of this 291-nucleotide messenger RNA. Its product is annotated as 60S ribosomal protein L37-like. Lineage: Eukaryota; Metazoa; Chordata; Chondrichthyes; Rhinopristiformes; Pristidae. The transcript has a single exon. Gene Ontology annotation, cellular component: cytosolic large ribosomal subunit; ribosome. Gene Ontology annotation, molecular function: RNA binding; structural constituent of ribosome. The coding region runs from base 1 to 291 and encodes 96 amino acids. The record is from RefSeq and is a predicted model, not a curated record. Gene Ontology annotation, biological process: translation.
AUGACGAAGGGAACAUCGUCAUUUGGUAAGACACAGAACAAGACUCACACCCUUUGCCGACGGUGCGGAGCAAAAGCACUUCACCUGCAGAAAUCUACCUGCGGUACAUGUGCCUAUCCUGCCAAGAGAAAGAGGAAGUAUAACUGGAGCGCGAACGCCAGAAGGAGAAACACGACUGGCACAGGUCGCAUGAGGCACCUGAAGGUGGUGUUUCGGAGGUUCGGGAAUGGAUUCCGUGAAGGCACCAUUCCAAAGCCCAGAUGUGCUGCAGUGGCUUCUUCCAGCACUUAA